Molecule: messenger RNA, 830 nt
Organism: Scomber japonicus (chub mackerel)
Lineage: Eukaryota; Metazoa; Chordata; Actinopteri; Scombriformes; Scombridae
Gene: mtrfr
Product: mitochondrial translation release factor in rescue
Exons: 2
Coding region: 170-676 (168 amino acids)
Biological process (GO): translational termination
Cellular component (GO): mitochondrion
Molecular function (GO): translation release factor activity
Source: RefSeq, a predicted model, not a curated record
AGGGAACAUAAACAUAACCACAUUGACGCGACCGUGAACAGACGGAGAAAUAAAUUGCAGUAGGCUGUAUCUGUAUGGAAAUAAGCACUUAAAUAUGUGAAUUGAUAUGGUGUCUUGGUGACAUAAAGCGUAACGUAAUGUAAUGCUGUGUUACUAAGAGUCCACAGAGAUGUCUCUCAUCAGCUGCAUGCACAGCCUCAGUCGGGUCAUAUGUAAAGGCUCUCCCAGUGUCUUUCACACUGUCUCUCCAAUGUUAAGACCACUCCCGACUGGACUCACAUGUGUUUUGGCAGCCGGCAAAAAGGAUUUUAUAGACCUGCCUGUCCUCAAUGAGGACGAGUUUGAGGAGCAGUUUGUAAGAGGAUCUGGACCAGGAGGACAAGCCACCAACAAAACCAGCAACUGUGUGGUGCUCAAACACAUCCCCACUGGGAUUGUCGUCAAGUGCCAUCAAACCAGAUCAGUGGAUAUAAAUCGAAAGCGUGCUCGGGACAUUAUGAGAGAGAGACUUGAUGUUUUCAAUAAAGGAGAAGAGAGUGAAAUUCUUGUAAAGAAGAAAGAGUCUGAACUGAGGAAACAAGAGAAGAGGAGGAAGGCAAACGAGAACCUGGAGAGAAAAAGACUUUUUAAAGAGGCACUGGCUGCAGAAUCUAAACCUGGGAAUGACACAGUUUAAAAUGUUUGUGUUGAAUAUGAAAUGAAUGAAGACAUGAAUGAUCCUGCAUUUAAUAUGCAAAUACUGUAUCACAAAAACUUUAAAGGCACUGUCAACAUUAUAAAAUCAAAUUAGCCUUUAUUUGUGUAGCAUCUUGCACAUAAUCAUGUGAUGC